UAAUAAAUACAUAUAUUUGCAAAGUUAUACAUCAUGGACUUUACAUGUGAUUCAUGACAUUUUCACAAGUUCACUUCAAUUCCAAACAAAUUUUUGCGGUUAAAAUAUUGUAAAUCUGGAUAUGACAGCGUUUGUGUAUGCGUGUUUUGUACUACUUGGCGUUGAGACGCUUGGGAACCAGGGAAGUAAGAUCUCUGUGGUAAAACGAGAUGUAGAAAAUAAAAAUGACCCAAUGUAUAUCGUCCCAAAAUAUGAACGGCGAAAAAUAGAAUUGAAUAAUAUAAAACAACAUAUCAAUAAAUAUGACACAGAUCAACUAUUAGAGCACCUAAGCAACCUGGUCCCAGACCUCCAGGCAUUCUUAACUUUGGAAUUACCUCCAAAAUACAGAAACAAGACACUCAACGCCAUAUCUACAUUAGAAUCUAUCCAGCUAUUAAAAGAGCCAUUUGCUAGAUUUAUCAAAACAUUAACGCGACAAAUGGAGAUCUUAGUCAGGAGGGAUGAGGAGGAGGGAAUCCACGAAUUAAUUAAGACACUAAAGACGUGUAUGGUUAAUCGUUUAUAUUAUGGUAUAGGUGAUCUGGGUGUGUCCAUCACCACUUCAAUGGAACUAAUGGAAGAACUAGGAAUAGUUAACAAAACAGACGCAACUGAUGAUAAUGGAGAAAGGCUUAAUAUUGCAAUUACAAAAACUUAUUAUAAUUUGAUGAGAUGGAGAAAGAGGCUAAACACUAUAAAAACACGGGUGAAUGGCAUUCACUUAACCGCACCACCGAGAUUUCUAUGCCCAAGUAGACGAGUGGCAGCCAAACAACUCAUGCCACCUAUUCCAAAAAAUGGAAGGAGACUACAAGCUGAUAUUUGUAAAUUGAUGUAUAGCUUCCAAUGUAUUCCUGGGUAUAAGCGUAUAGGGAGAUCCUUCAUAGACCUUACCAUGGAACCUACCCCCGAUGAAAUUGAUGAGCCUACACAAUGCAUACCAACUGCUCUCCGUUCAUGGCCUUUGAACAUUCGGGUAGGAGGAAGAAAUCUGGCUGAAAACAAAGAGACAAGCGUCGACGUCCGGAACGUGAACCUUGAUGAUACCCAGUUCACGGAUGGAAUAUCAGGUGAAAAGAAUGGGGCGGUGAAAUUAAACUACCUCGAAAUUCCAAAUGACGGCGACCUUUCAUUCAAGAGUUAUUUCACUUGGAUGGCAUACAUCAAUCCAACAACUAGUGGCGAUGUCAAAAUACUCAAAUAUACAGUACAGGGUAUUGACAAGCUCUGGAUUGCAAUUAAAGAUUCUAAACUAGAAGUUGGGCUUGUAGCAACUAACCGAAAAACUUUCUCACUUUUGUCGACUCGUGAGAUUCCGACAAACACGUGGACCCAUAUUGCGUUUGCUUUCAACCGUCGUGUAUUGACCCAGUUCAUCAAUGGUGAAGAAUUUACGUCCAAUUAUAUCGGAAGUGUUUCAGCAGCAUUGAGUUCAACUGACAUAUCACUUGGGGAUCAAGGAAAUUUCUUCGGGGUAACCUGUUUGAGAGUUUACGGAGCAUCACUAGACAAAGAUGGUAUAGAAAAGCCCAUGGAUCUCUGCAAGCAAGCAUCUUUACUACACCUUAGACGACAAGAUCACUCAGCGAAUGAUGUAGACGGAAAAAGUGCUCGUGAAGUACAAAUAUACCAAGCAAUUUCAUUCCAAGAUAUUGCUGAUGUUGGUGACAAAGCAGAUGGUACGAUGGGAUCAAAAAAUAAAAUUUCAAACACUUUCGUUGGACCACAAAUCACAUGGCUUGGAAAAGUUUAUACUGACGACAUAGAUGCUACUCUCCCCCUUAUAGACUUCUCAAAUGAUCUCGAAUUUGGAUUUCAUAUAUGGUUACUGGUAGGAGGUGGUCUUAUUGUGAGGGUUAAACAUUCUGCAGUGGCAGAUGAUAAUGAUGACUUUACAAUGAAUGUGAACGCGAGUCUUAUCACCGAGUCAACCUGGACUCACAUCGGAUUUACAUAUGACGGGAAUACAGGAGAGGCAUUCCUGUACAUUGAUGGGGAAGAUGUUGAAUCGACGCCAUUAUCUAAAAUGGACGUCGUGAUCGACGCUCAGCAAGGCUAUGUUGGAAAAUCUGGUCGCAGAGAUCUUUCCUUCAACGGAAAUAUUUCCUGUAGCGCAGUCUAUGAUAUUGUACUGUCUCAGACAGAAGUAGAACUGAUGAGUAAGCAGUGUCAAGAAGGUGCAGAAAAAAUUCAAUUUGAUGAGGAAUUUCUUAAUUGUGGACCACCAAUACCUCUUAAAAAUGGUUCAGUAUCAGUGGAUGGUACAUACUAUAAUGCUGUCGCUAAUUACAGUUGUGACAUCGGUUUCAUCUUAAGUGCUUUUAGUGCUUCAACUUGCCAAUGGGAUGGAACGUGGAAUGCAAAGGACACAAAAUGUGUACCUGCAGAGUGCCCUUCACUUGAGGAAGACCCAGAAUUGGAGGUAGUUUUUUCAAAUGACAAUAUACACGGGAGUGUUGCGUCAUUUAGCUGUCGCUCGCCUUGUGAUGGAAUUGUUGGCCCCAAUGAAAUUAAAUGUUUGCAAACUGUCCCAGGAGAAGGCGGAGUGUGGAAUUCCAGCAUCCCUACGUGUUCUUUGAUUUCGUGUGGAGUACCACCUGAGCCCCCGCACUCAACUGCAGUAUACGACGAGACAACGUGUGGAAAGACCAUGACAUAUGUGUGUGAUAAUUGCUACUCACUUAAAGGACCAACAUUUUCGACAUGUCAGAGUAGUGGCGAGUGGACAGACACAACAACUUGCGAAUUGAUAGAGUGCAACACCAUCCCUGUUGCGCCACUAAAUGGAUUCAUUAACAUGGACAAUAAUAAAUGUGGGACGAUUGCAACAUUUACUUGUUCAGAUUGUUAUGAUGCUAUCGGUUCUCAGACCACAACAUGUCAAAGCAAUGGACAAUGGUCGGAUGCUGAACCUGUUUGCCGAAUAAAAACAUGUCCUGGUGUUAACUCUGGCUCUUUUAAUAAUGGCCAAAUUAAUACUACAUCUAAUACGUGUGGGACUACUGCAACAUUCACAUGCGAUCCUUGCUUUGAUUUGGUCGGGGAAUCAUCUAGAACAUGUCAGAGCGACAGAGAGUGGUCAUCGCCCGCACCAGUUUGUAUAGUGAAAUCUUGCGGGAUACCAUCUGAACCCAUACACUCAUCAGUAGCAUAUGAAGAUACAACGUGUGGCGAGACUGUUUCAUACAGGUGUGACGAUUGCUACUCACUUAAAGGACCAACGUUUUCGACUUGUGAGAUAAAUGGCGAGUGGUCUGAUGCACCGAUCUGUGAAUUGAUUGCCUGUGGGGAGCCACCUGAACCUGCAAAUUCAACUGCAGUAUAUGAUGCGACAACAUGUGGGGAAACUGCGACAUAUGCGUGCGAAGAUUGCUAUUUACUUGAAGGACCAACGUUUUCGACUUGUGAGAGUAAUGGCGAAUGGACAGAAACACCAAUUUGUAAAUUGAAAGAGUGUAAAAAUGUCCCAGAGGCACCAGCUGAUGGAUUCAUAGACGUUAGUGGAAAAACAUGCGGAACGGUGGCACGUUUCUCAUGUUCCGAUUGUUUUGUUCUUGUUGGCUCUCCAACAACAACUUGUGAAAGCAGUGGACAAUGGUCACAUGAAAACCCUAUCUGUCAAGUUAAAACAUGUCCUGACAUUAGUGAUCCAUUCGAAAAUGGUGAGGUUGACACAACAUCAAAUACUUGUGGGACAACUGCUACAUAUAAGUGUGGUGACUGUUUUGAUUUGGUGGGUGAAUCAAUUAGGACAUGUUGGAACGAUGGAGAGUGGUCUGCGCCCGAGCCUGUAUGUGUUGUAAAAACAUGUGAGAACGAGAAACCUCCAAACCAUGGUUCCGUAGAUACAAAAAGUACAACGUGUGGAACUAUUGCAACCUUCAGUUGUGGAAAGUGUCAUGAUCUCAUAGGUAAUCCAACCAGAACAUGUUUGAGCGAUCGACGUUGGUCAGACGAGAAACCCGAAUGUAAAGUGAGGGAAUGCCCGAAAAUCACACCCCCGGAAGGUGGCCUGUUUGACUCAAAGCAUACAAAAUGUGGGACCGUUCUAACGGUCAUUUGUAAGGAAUGCUUCCGUCUUAUUGGUGUCAAGACAAAGACGUGCUUACCGGACAGGACAUGGUCGCUAGGUGGACACGCUUGUAGAAGAGUAGUAUGUGCAAGAAGAGACGUACCACAAAAUGCUAUAGUAAAACAAGGGGACCCAACUCAAAUAACAUGUGGAACUGAAAUAACGUUCGAAUGCCCACCUGCCUAUGACAUGAAAGGGUCUGCGGUAACAAAGUGCUUGGGACAUGGGCAAUGGAGUGCAUUAUUGCCAGAAUGCAGAGUUAGGGUAUGUCCAGCUCGAAAUAUCGUUGAUCAUUCUAAGCUGAUUGACACAAAACGAGCCGAACGGCCAUUCAGAGUGAUGAACCCCAUAAAAGACGAAGUUGAAGAUGUGAUAACGUACGAAUGCGACCAAUGCUACAGAAUGGUUGGAACACCGGUGGUCGAGUGUAAAUUAGAUGGCACUUGGUCUGCUUUUCCAAACUGCAAAAGAAUUACUUGUAAGCACAGAACGGUGCCACAAAAUGCGAUCCUAAGACGAGGUGAUCCAUCGGUUGAUAUAUUCUGCAAAAGUAAAGUGUCGUACGCAUGUCCCCCCGGUUAUGACCUACUUGGAUCUGCCACUAUGGAGUGCCUCGAGACUGGGAAAUGGGAUGAGGAUUCACCAGAAUGUAGAAUUAGGGUCUGCCCAGCGUUAACACCCAUCGACAAUGCUAAGAUAACUAAUACAAAACGAGCCGUGCGACCAUUUAGAGUGAUGUCGCCAAUCCAGGAUGAACCGGAGGAUGUUAUAACAUACAAAUGCGAUCACUGCUACGAAAUGACGGGGCGUCCGGAGGUGGAGUGUAGCUUACAGGGGACAUGGGGGGCAUUUCCAACAUGCAGCAGAAUUACUUGCCAAAGAAGACCCAUUCCAAGAAGUGCAAUUCUUAGACGGGGCGAUCCACAGAUUGAUAUUCUUUGUGGCAAUAAAGUCACCUUCGGAUGUCCACCUGGUUAUGAUCUCAUAGGAAGUCCAACAAUCGAGUGCUUAGAUACAGGUCUUUGGGACGUUGACUUACCGGAAUGUAAAAUCAGAGUCUGUCCAGAGUUACCGGAUGUUGCUAAUGCGGACGUGGUUGAUAUUGAACGAGCUUUGCGAUCAGACAGAGUGAUGAAUCCGAUUCAACACGAACCUAACGAUGUUGUAACAUUCGAGUGUGAUAGCUGCUAUACUAUAAUUGGGCAGGACACAGUCAAGUGUGGUUUGGACGGAAGGUGGUCAAGAUUUCCCAGAUGUAACAUCAAAGUUUGCCCUGCUCCUCCCAGACGCCCAGACACUGUAAUAUCGAGUGAAAAUAGAACAUGCGGGACGCUCAUAACGUACACGUGUGUCAAUCCAGAAUGUUAUAAUAGGACCGGUGAGAAUGAGAAAAUAUGCAACACGGACAAAAUAUGGGAACCGGAAGCUGGACCCGUUUGCACAAUCAAAACGUGUCCGGAUAUACGGGCCCAAACUCCAGGAAGUGUUGAAUUUUCCGACCCAAAGCGUUCUUGUGGAAGUAAUGCAAGCUUUGAAUGUAGCAGAUGCUGGGAAAUAGAAGGACCAGAAAUAUUGACUUGUAGACCAGAUAGUUCUUGGGGGACAGAAUUUCCCGUUUGUUGGGGUACUGUGUGUGCCAACCCGCCUAAACCAGAUAAUGGUACUGUACACUACCUUUACACUAACUGCAGUGACGUUGCAACGUUCAGCUGUGACGUAUGUUACCGUUUAGUUGGUCCACCCACCGCCAUCUGUGGGCUCGAUGGGGAAUGGACCGAAACACCAACAUGUGAACUAAUGGAUAAUAUAAGACGAUGUUCGCGUCCACCAAAUGUUCGAAAUGCGUUACUGACCUUGAACAGCACAGAAUGUGGCGCCAAAGCAAUAUAUGAUUGCAUUGACGAAAAUACUAUUAUGUCGGGGGAUGGCGUAGGGGUAUGCAUGCCUGAUGGAACGUGGACGUUCAACGGAACAACGUCAUCUCCGUCAUGUAUUGUUAUCUGAUGUGCACUUAAAGAUUCACAGCUCAACAGUUUGACAUGUAACUUGAAAUAAAACCUUGAAUACGAAAUUAGAAAAUCAUAU
This is a messenger RNA of Owenia fusiformis, 6199 nucleotides long. Lineage: Eukaryota; Metazoa; Annelida; Polychaeta; Sabellida; Oweniidae. The record is from the annotation of a GenBank genome assembly.